AGGCCUCUUGAACCACAAGCCUAAACACUUCAGCGCAGUGAAAGCAGCGCCGAUUCUGCAAUGGCGGGCAAGGCUGUAGAGGAAGCGAUUCCGGCCGUAAAUCCCCGAGGUUCUCACAUAAAGAAGAGGGCUCUCAAAAACAAAGCUCUCGCCGUCACGUUCAACGAGAAAGACCUCAGCGAUUUCGUGUCUGGGUUUCACAAGAGGAAGAAGAAGAGGAGAAAGGAAGCUGAGCAGAAGCAAGGGGAGGCGCUGCGGCGGAAGCGUCUCGAGCUGCGCAAAAAGAGGAGACUAGAAAAGGAACUGGUUCUUAAUGGUGGGAUUACCCCAGCCACUGAUACAGCAGCUGAUGAGGUUGAUGAGGGUGAUGAGGACCACGAGGAUGAUGAAGAUAGUGAGCCAGCUGUACCAAUUUCUGGUACAAUGACUUAUGACAACGGCGAGAUGAAAGUCAUUGUGACAACAAGUGAGAUCUCUCGAGAGGAGGAAAGUGAUCCAGAUGAAAAGCCAGAGGCAGCACUACCAGAAUCAGUCGGAGCUUCUAAAAAACACAAGAUACCAGUGAAAAAGACCAAACCUCUGAAAAAAGCUGCAAAGCGUAAAUCCCGACCCAAGCUACAACGGAAAAGAGAUAAAAGGAAGGGAAUAAAACCAACCAAGAACAAGCGCUAGCUGUAGGAUCAUGAAGUACAUGAGAUAAGCUGACCAGAAUUUCCAUUUCGGUACAUUUGGAGGGAAAGGGAUCCUCUUCGGAUCCCUUCUACCAAAUCCUGUCAAUCAACAAAUUCGGACUGUUGAAAUUUGAUCCAACGGCUAAAGUUAUUAUAACUUUUAAGGAGCCUCUUGUUUUUAGCCGUUGAUCAAAUAUCAAGAGCCCGAAUUGGUUGAUUGAUAGGAUUUGGUGGCAGGGAUCCGGAGAGGAACCCUUUCCCAUUUGGAGUGACCCUUUGGUUGUCGGAAUCAAACUUUUAGUUGUAUACUGCCCGGGUUUUUGUAUUAAACCUUUGAUUGAGCGGGAUGUUUUACAUCAACCGCAUCUGCAGAAUCUCUUAUUUUUCUCAUCA
Molecule: messenger RNA, 1064 nt
Organism: Pyrus x bretschneideri (Chinese white pear)
Lineage: Eukaryota; Viridiplantae; Streptophyta; Magnoliopsida; Rosales; Rosaceae
Product: ribosomal RNA-processing protein 17
Exons: 4
Coding region: 61-672 (203 amino acids)
Cellular component (GO): nucleolus
Molecular function (GO): RNA binding
Source: RefSeq, a predicted model, not a curated record